This is a messenger RNA of Dendrobium catenatum, 993 nucleotides long. Its product is annotated as calmodulin-7. The record is from RefSeq and is a predicted model, not a curated record. The transcript has 2 exons. The coding region runs from base 149 to 598 and encodes 149 amino acids. Gene Ontology annotation, molecular function: enzyme regulator activity; calcium ion binding. NCBI's taxonomy places the organism in Eukaryota, Viridiplantae, Streptophyta, Magnoliopsida, Asparagales, Orchidaceae.
AAUCCGAUUAGUUUUUUUUGUGGAGCAGAAAUCACUCGAUCCCUCGAUUUCCUUCUCUCACUCUAACGCGCUCUUUCCCUUUCCUCUCUGUGCUACGAUCCUCUGCGACGCAGAUCUCAGUUUCCCUCCGCGCAAUCUGACUGGAGCCAUGACCGAUCAGCUGACGGAUGAUCAGAUCUCAGAGUUCAAGGAGGCAUUUAGCUUGUUCGAUAAGGAUGGAGAUGGUUGCAUCACCACCAAGGAGUUGGGUACAGUGAUGCGUUCACUGGGCCAAAAUCCAACAGAAGCAGAGCUGCAGGACAUGAUAAAUGAAGUGGAUGCAGAUGGAAACGGUACAAUUGACUUCCCAGAAUUCCUCAACCUCAUGGCUCGCAAAAUGAAGGAUACAGAUUCUGAAGAGGAGCUCAAGGAGGCAUUCAGGGUUUUUGAUAAGGAUCAGAAUGGAUUUAUCUCUGCGGCCGAGCUUCGUCAUGUAAUGACCAACCUUGGCGAGAAGUUGACAGAUGAGGAGGUUGAUGAGAUGAUCCGUGAAGCUGAUGUUGAUGGUGAUGGCCAAAUCAACUACGAGGAGUUUGUGAAGGUCAUGAUGGCCAAGUAAAGAAACCUCACAUUUCCUUACCUCACUUAAUGAUGGCUAAGUGAUGAUAUGAUGGAAGAGUACUUUCACGCAGAUUAGUACCAGUCAACGUUGCCCUUUUCUCUCAGUUAUCUUUUUAGUCGUAGUUGUGGAGGGAAAAAAAAAGAUGAGACUUUGCUGGCUUUUGUUCUAAGUGCUUGUGUUUGAUCUCGCCUGUUUGUCUAUGUUUCUUAUAAACCUCAACUAAUUCAUUUCCUACUGUUUGGAAGCUUUUUCCUUAAUUUUGGCUCUGUCUGCAGUUUUAUUUUUGUUUAAUUUUUAGACUAAUGAAAACUGGAUGAUUGAUGAUUGUCCUGUUGACAGAGCUGAACAUUGUUAAACACACUAAUUGUUGUAUUAAAUGCCUCUCUUCUUUA